GUACGUUCAGCCUCUCUUUCAAAGACUUGAGCUGCGCGGUACGGGUAAAGAAGCCGCGGCAGAAGGACGCGCAAGUGACGGAUGCGGAGCACACGAAGACUAUACUAACAGGCGUAUCAGGCGUCUGCCGCGGAGGUCGCCUGGUCUCGAUCAUGGGGCCCAGCGGCGCUGGAAAGACCACUCUCUUGAACUUGCUCGCUGGCCGGCAACGCCAGACCACUGGACAGUUGUGCCUUGGCCACAAGGCUGGUGCAACCGCAGAAGAUGUCCGAAAAUGCGCAGCCUACGUUCAGCAGGACGACGCCAUUCUGGCAUCCCAAACUGUGAGGGAAGCGCUCACAAUGGCAGCGUUCUUACUGCUGCCCCGGGAUAUGGCCAAGGAGCAGAAGCUCCAGCGUGUGACGAGUAUCGUUGCAACGUUCCAGCUGGAGGGGUGCAUCGACACUCUCGUGGGGGAUCCAGUUGGCAAGCUGAAGGGCCUGAGCGGGGGGGAGAGGAAGCGCCUUGCCGUUGCCAUGUCCAUGGUGCAGGAGCCCAAAGUGAUCUUCUUGGAUGAACCAACAUCUGGCCUUGAUACUUUCAAGGCGUACAUCUUGGUGAGCGUGCUCAAAGACUUGGCGAAGAACAAGGGCAGCGUCGUGGUCUGCACAAUUCACCAGCCCUCCUCCGAUAUCGAGGACGCCUUCCGCGAACCGCCGACGCCUGCUGCAGAGCGUGUAUUGUCCACGGGGUCAGGGUCGGCGGGCCCCGCCGAGAUGGGAUGGGUCUCGCUGCAGUUGACUGAGAAAAGCGUGGAGUCCCAACGCGCGGGCUGGCGGAUCUUUGCACUCUUCGAUGACUUGCUCCUUCUCCUGGGUGGGCAUACCGUGUACAACGGUCUCGCCUCGGAGUCCGUGCCGUACUUCGCGGACAGAGGCUACCCUUGUCCGCAGUUCGCGAAUCCGGCCGACUUCUUCUUCAUGCACGUGCUCUCCGAUUCUAGUGGCCUUUGCGCCAGGGGUACCCGCGAGCAAGAGCUCGUGCAGAAGUGGAACGCGGGAGCAGGCAAGGAUGCCGUGGAUAAGGAGGUGGACGAGUGUAUCGCACAGGCGUCCCCUGGGGGCAAAAAUGAUGAAGUUGUCAGGCGAAGUGGUUUGUGUGCGCAGUUCACCGUGUUGCUGCGGCGGGGCCUCUUCGACCUCAAACGCAACCCAUCGAGGGGCAUAAUGUUCUUGGUGCAGUCGACCGUCAUGGCGAUCAUCAUCUCUUUGAUCUGGUUUCAAGUAGACGAUAGCCAGACAGGUGUUCAAGACCGCUCCGGCGUUAUGUUUUUCAUGGUCGCAGAUGGGAUGAUGGGCAACAUCAUGGGAGUGCUGACGGCCUUUGGCAACGAGCGCGGCGCGGGGGCGGCGGAUAGUCUCUUGCCCUACUUCCUCGCGCGCAUCAUGGUGGACGUCCCCGUAAAGAUGCUCGGGUCCGCGCUGUCUGGCACCAUCACGUACUGGGCGGUGGGCUUCCAGCCUCACGCUGGAAGGUUCUUCGUCUUCGUCGUUCUCCGGACCCUCCUGGCACUGUCGGCGAAUGCCAUGGGGCUGUUCCUUGCAUGCAUCUUCCCGGACAUCGCGGUCGCUCUAGCCGUCGCGCCCUUGUUAAUCCUCCCGCUCAUCAUGUUCAGUGGCUUCGUCGUCAAUACAGCAUCAAUUCCUGUUUAUUUCAUAUGGGUCCAGUGGCUGUCCCCCGCAAAAUACGCGUUCAUCGCCAUGGCCCGCAACGAGUUCGGGGGCUUGAACUUGCACUGCUCCGCGGACCAGAUCCGAGUGCUGCCCAGUGAGGACGGCGGCGGGCUGGUGCCCGUGUGCUCCUUCCCCAGCGGCGAGGUCUACCUGGACUCCCUGAACUUCCAGUCGUUCCUGAGCAUCGGGGCCUGCGCGGCCUUCCUCGGCGCCGAGGCCGUCGCCUUCACCGUGCUCGCCUUUGCGGGCCUCGUGUUCGUGGCGAGGCGGAGCUCGGGCACGGCCCCAGCCCUGGCCCUUUAG
Messenger RNA from Prorocentrum cordatum, 2015 nucleotides. NCBI's taxonomy places the organism in Eukaryota, Dinophyceae, Prorocentrales, Prorocentraceae. The record is from the annotation of a GenBank genome assembly.